UCCAACAUGGAAAAUAGUGAUUCAGAACUAGAUAAAGGUGAAAGUAAAAAUAGAGGUAGAAAAAGAAAGUGUAAUGUAAAGAAAUGGAAGCGAAAUGUAGCAAAAUCAAAACGUGCUCGUGGUGAGGCUUAUGUGGGGCAUAGAGGAAAAAAGAAACCAGGCAGGCAAACAGCUACAAACUGCAAGUGCAAGAAAAACUGCCUCGGCAGUCUGACUAAUGAACGCAAACAUUUAUUCUUGAAAGCAUUCAAUAAUAUAGCAGAACAAGAAAGACAAGAUUCUUACCUUAGUGGACUGAUUACAGUUUUAUCAGUAGCCCGACGAAGAAUAGUAUCCGGAAACAAGUCACCUCGCUGCUUCAGUAUCAAAUACAAAGUUAGGGACGGCCCAAAGCAAAUCGAAGUUUGCAAAAUGGGAUUCUGCUUACUACAUGGCAUUGGUAAGAAGAGAGUGGAAAGGAUUGCAAAGCACAUGUCAACAUCUGUAACACCUCCAACAGAUGGCCGAGGGAAAUAUAAUACCAGAGCAAAUGCUAUUCCCGAAAAUAUCAAACAGCAAGUCGAUAACCAUAUCAGAAGCUUCCCAAGGAGAUUGUCACAUUACAGCAGAGGUAAGAGCAACAUGUAUUAUUUGUCUCCGUUGCUAAACAUAUCACAUAUGUACCAAAUGUAUCUGGAGAAGUAUGAAGUUGAUGUGCAUCAUCGUCUGAAGGAAGGACAAAAAAUCAAACCUACUGUGACGUAUGAUUAUUAUUACAGAUAUUUUCGAAAUAACUUUAAUUAUUCAUUCGGGAGGCCUCGUACAGACAUGUGCAAAACAUGUGAUAUUCUGGAGAACCAGAUAAAUGGGGCAACUUCUAUAGAGGAAAAGAAACGACUUGAGACUGAAAAAAUGGUUCACAUCACUAAAGCAGACAUGUUUUAUACAAGCACGAAAGGUAAGAUACAUGAAGCUGAAAACAAUGAAUUUACCGAUACACUCUGUUUUGACUAUCAACAAAAUAUGCCCCUUCCAAAAGUACCGUCCAGCGAUGCUUUUUACUGUCGCCAGGUUUGGAUGUACAACUUCUGUAUCUAUUCAGCGAAACUCAAAACUGCCCACUAUUAUAUGUAUGAUGAAUGUACAGCAAAGAAAGGCUCAAAUGAAGUUAUCUCGUUCCUGAAACAUUAUUUUGAUAAUGUGCUCAACACAUCGGUAAAGAAAGUCUACCUUUUUUCAGACAACUGCUGUGCACAGAAUAAGAACAAUGCUUAAGUCCAGUUCCUUUUUAGCUGCACACAAAUAGGAAGAUUUGACGAUAUUGUGCAACGAUUUCCAGAACCGGGCCACAGCUUCCUUCCAUGUGACCGGUGUUUUGGUCGCAUUGAAAUAAACAUCAGAAAAACAGAGAGGGUAUAUUUGCCUCAAGAGUACAAAAGUUUGGUGAAGAAAACCUCACCUAAGAAGUUCUUUGUCAUUGACGUAAAACAAGAUGAUGUACGAGAUUUCGUCACACAUUUGAAGCAAAUGUUUCUGAAAAAAGUGAAGGGCACAAGUGUAUUUACUGUAUCGCGUUUCCGUAUUUUCCACUACUCUGGCUCAUCACAAGUUCUGCGAUGUUGCAGUCACCAAAGUGAACUUUACUAUGAAAACUUUAAUUUAAUAAAGGCUAAACAACAACUUUUACUUGAUGCUCCUCCUGCAUAUGUGAUGAAACUACCACUUAAAGAUGCGAAACUAAGGGACACAAUGAAACUCGCAGAGCAGUAUGUUCCGAAGUGUGACAUGUGGUACUACAAUAACUUGAAGUCUGUGGCAACGAUAGAUCUAGAAUGUGGUGCUUCUUGUUCAGACGAUGACUACAUUUCACUGUGAACGUGUAAUAGUUGUUUAUGUGUGUUCAUUUACAGCCAUAUUCUUUCAUAGUACAUAAUGAAGUGUGGUACUUUGACUUGUUACAAUAACAUUGUAUUGUUUAUCUUAAGUUUUGGGUACUUCUCUGAAAUUAAUGUUAUGUAUAUUGAUUUUAUUACAAUACAUAGUUUUUUAAGAGUAGAAAGAGUCUUCUAUCAUGUGGUAAUAUUGUUAAUUUAAAAUACUGUCAUUAAUUAGGGAUUAUACAUAUAUGUAUUAUUAUUUUCAUUAUUUGGAGCAAAAAAGGGAUAACUUCAUUUCACUUAUUAACGAUUUACUUCCGACUUUAGGAAGCAAUUUUAUUGUGAAUGUGGUUGACGAUACACUUUUCCAUACUUUAUAAUGAAAAUGUAAACAAGUCAUGCACAUAUAGUAGCCCCAAUUUUGCAAUACGUUUUUUGUCUCUCCUGUAAAAUUACUGAAAUGUGAGUUAUCCCCUUUUUGCAGCAAGGUCUUCAAUUGUUAUUUUCUUUACGUGUUAAAUUUUAUAUAAUCAUAUAGGCCUACCUAUAUUUUAGUUAUUAUUUUGUACGGCCUUUAUUGUUUUCUAGGCAAACAUGUAUUCCCAUAGUGAUAUAUAUUUUUUUUUAAAUCUUAAUCCAUAUAUAUAUCGUAAAAUAAAGGAAAUUUUGAACUAAGAAACAUUAAAAAUUUAAGAAAAAAAAGAAGAAA
Molecule: messenger RNA, 2565 nt
Organism: Bacillus rossius redtenbacheri
Lineage: Eukaryota; Metazoa; Arthropoda; Insecta; Phasmatodea; Bacillidae
Exons: 2
Coding region: 7-1254 (415 amino acids)
Source: RefSeq, a predicted model, not a curated record